CGGUGGUGUCCGCUCGGUCCCCGGGGACGUGCCGCGAUGAAGGCGGGCGUGAUUCACUGUAGAUGUUCCAGGUGUUUUUCUUUCCCUUCAAAGCGAAGGAUAAGAAAACGGCCUCGAGUCCUGACGUUGUUAAGUCUGCCCGAGGACGUUCUGUUUCAUGUUCUGAAAGGCCUUCCUGCUGAGGACAUCCUCUCGGUCAGAGCUGUGCACUCACAUCUUAAAUACCUUGUGGAUAAUCAUGCUAGUGUUUGGGCAUGUGCAAAUUUCCAAGAAAUAUGGCCUUCUCCAAACAAUCUGAAGAUGUUUGAAAGGGCUGCUGAAAGGGGUAACUUUGAAGCUGCUGUGAAGCUGGGGAUAGCGUACCUGUACAAUGAAGGCUUGUCCAUCUCCGAUGAGGGUCGUGCAGAAGUGAAUGGAUUAAAGGCAUCUCAUUUCUUCAGCCUGGCGGAGCGUUUGAAUGUGUGCGCAGCCCCAUUUAUCUGGCUUUUUAUCCGUCCUCCCUGGUCCUUGAGUGGAAGCUGUUGCAAAGCUGUGGUCUACGAGAGUCUCAAAGCAGAGUGUCUGUUGCAGAAAGCUCAAAAAGGAUCCAUUCUCCACUGCUUGGCUAAGGUCUUGAGUCUCUUUGAGGAUGAAGAAAAAAGAAAAGAAUCCCUUGAAAUGUUUGAAGAAUCUUCAAAGCAGGGUUGUUUAAACAGCUCCUACCUCCUUUGGGAAAGUAACAGAAAGGCUGCUAUGUCAGAUCCUGGCAGAUACCUCCAAAGUCUCAGGAAGCUACGAGACUAUGCAGCAAAGGGCUGCUGGGAAGCACAGAUAGCUUUAGCCAAAGCUUGUGGGAAUGGAAACCAACUAGGAUUAGAAGCAAAAUCUUCCGGUGAAAUGGUGUCUCAAAUCUUUCAAGCUUCCCUUCCUAUCAGCAAGCAAAGUAUCUUCACUGUGCAGAAAGGAAUGAAUGAAACAAUGAGGUACAUCCUGAUUGAUUGGCUGGUAGAAGUGGCUACCAUGAAAGACUUUUCUAGCCUAUGCCUUCACAUGACAGUGGGAUGCGUGGAUCGUUAUUUGAAGCUGAGACCUGUACCUCGGGCUCGACUCCAACUUUUGGGAAUAGCCUGCAUGGUCAUUUGCACACGUUUCAUCAGCAAAGAGAUCUUGACAAUACGGGAAGCUGUCUGGCUAACAGACAACACAUACAAAUACGAAGACUUGGUCAGAAUGAUGGGCGAGAUCAUUUCUGCCCUAGAAGGAAAGAUAAGGAUACCUACCAUUGUGGACUACAAAGAAGUAUUGUCAAACAUAGUCUCGCUGGAGAGAAGAACUCUUCACCUUUACAGCUUCAUUUGUGAACUGUCACUCUUAAACACAAGCCUUUGUGUGUAUUCCCCAGCUCGGCUGGCUGCUGCAGCACUGCUGCUGGCCAAGAUACUACACAGGCAAGCACACCCCUGGACCAGCCAGCUGUCUGAGUGCACCGGUUUCUCUCUUGAAGACCUGUUGCCCUGUGUGCUAAGCCUCCACCAAAAGUGUUUCCAUGAUGAUGUCCCAAAGGAUUAUAGGCAGGUGUCCUUAACUGCAGUGAAACAACGAUUUGAAGAUGAGCGUUAUGAAGAAAUAGGCAAAGAAAAGAUGAUGAGUUACAGCCAGCUCUGUUCGUUGUUGGGUGUGAAACAGGAGGACCCGGAGCCCAGUCCCUUGCACACGAACGUCGUGGAAAUUCAGACUUUCCUUAGCUCUCCCUCUGGGAAGAGAACUAAAAGGAGGAGGGAAGACAGCAUUCAGGACGACAGAGGCAGCUUUGUGACUACACCCACAGCAGAGCUAUCCACCCAGGAAGAAAGUCUUCUAGAUAACUUCCUAGACUGGAGUUUAGAUUCCUGCUCUGGUUAUGAAGGUGAUCAGGAAAGUGAAGGCGAGAGAGAUGGAGAUGUGACAGGUCCCAGUGGGAUCUUGGACGUGACGGUGGUCUAUAUGGAUCCUGCGGAGCACUGCUGUCAGGACUCCAGUGAUGAAGACAACCUAGCUGUAGAGUGGGCUGGGCACGCGGCACCACUGAGGGAGGCUAAGCUGCUGGAUGACACUCGCAGCCUUUCAGCAUAUCUCACCCCAAGAAAUCCUAACUCGGAAGGGAGCUCAGGCUACUCUUCCGUCAACAGUGCCAGUCCUACAUCUUCUGUAGAAGGCAGCCUUGGAGUACCUCUCAAACCUACCUCAGCACUGUCUCUUAGCAGUGCCAUGAACAAGGAGCCAUGCCUGCCUCAUUACCUGGAAUCACGUUUACAGUCAGUCUGUGCUAGGCCUAGUGACGGCAAGUGUGACAGAAGGCAAGUCAAGCGAAAAAAUGUGGCAGAACACAGCGAAGAAAGGAUGAACUUGGGCUUCUUAAGCCUCUGAUUUCUUCAUGCUCUUUCCUUUUCUAGGAUUCCUGGAAACAGUAUUUCUGUUGUAGUCAUACAGGGAUGAUAGUGAAUAAUUGUCAAUACCUCCAAAAAGAGCCUUUCCCCUCAACUUUGCCUAUGCCUAUCUUGUAAUUCUGUAGCUCGCUUCUGGGCCAUUUCCUUCCUUGAUAGCUGCCUUUUUAAAGUAUUCCCUGUUGUCUGAUCCUCUGCAAAGUAAGAUUCUUCUCCACAUAUGAAACCUUAUAGCUCAUUUUUGUCAUACCUCACCAGUUACUCCUUGGUGAUAGAAAAGAACUUGUCAUGUCCCUUGCUUCGCUGUGAGGCCUGGCACUAUAAAAGAAAGCAAUCGACUUUGGUUCUCGAGUUACUGGAUGUAACACUAUGCUUGAAUUCUUCCCCUUGAAAGACCUUUUUGAGGUUGUGCUGCCUUUUCCUUCUGGCCAGGUACUGUCUCACUCAGCUGGUGUUUCCCUCUUUUAUGUAUAUACCAUUUGCUGCACUGAUACAAGGUUUUUAUGGAUACAAUCAAGAGGUAAAUGAAGGCUCACUACAGGUCUGAGCUUUUUUACCUACCUCUCAGAUGGUUUUAAACCCCAUUUGUCUCUGGCUCUAGUUGCUGUGUUUUCCUCACCUGAAAAAAUCCUCCUCCUGUGCCUUAAUGCUUCACUGCCCAGUGCGACAGCAAUGUGAGCUCUGCCAACUAUUAGUCUCUGCUGGAACAGGGUGGUUGAACUGCCACCUCCAGCCAGUUUCCUUUCCUGUCUCGCACAGUCUUCCUUGCUAUUUCCAUUCAUGUGACCUCAAGGAAAGCACGCAUCACUUGAACACUAGAAACAGGCAGCACUGCAGUAAGGGCAGAGAGUUUGUCUUACUGAAAGCCCUACUUUAAGCCUUGCUACUGGCUCCUGAUCUGCAAAGGCAGCAUAUGCUUUUCUUAUCAAAAAUGCAAUCUGUGCUGCUUCAGUAACAAUUUGAAGAAACCACCUACACUGACCUCAGCCUAGCAAGCCUGGGUUAAAGCUCCUUCAGCCUGUGAACAUUAGGAAAACAGCCUUCUCUUUACAAACAGGGAGUGAGCAUUGAAAUACCAAGGUACAAGACUUCCAGGAGAUGUCACUGAAUUUAACACUGGAACUGGACUCCACGACUCUUCCUUUGUUUAGAAGUUACUGUGGCAGAUGGCAACAGUUCAGAUACACACAGUGUAGUGACUUUUUUUUUUAUAAAACUUUUUUUAAUAUAGAUGGCUCCCUGUCUUACUUCAAUGACUGGUAUCCUACUCACCUAUUUCACUGACCUGGGGCUUGGAGA
Molecule: messenger RNA, 3701 nt
Organism: Gymnogyps californianus (California condor)
Lineage: Eukaryota; Metazoa; Chordata; Aves; Accipitriformes; Cathartidae
Gene: CCNF
Product: cyclin F
Exons: 17
Coding region: 37-2385 (782 amino acids)
Biological process (GO): regulation of cyclin-dependent protein serine/threonine kinase activity; mitotic cell cycle phase transition
Cellular component (GO): nucleus; cytoplasm; centrosome
Molecular function (GO): cyclin-dependent protein serine/threonine kinase regulator activity; protein binding
Source: RefSeq, a predicted model, not a curated record